GCGGUCUCGUGUUCGCGCUUGUGUGUUAUUCGUUCGAUCGACCGCGAUUUUUCUGCAUAAUAUAUCAUCUGGUAAUUCAUGAUUAUAAUGAAAUGCUAAAACUACAGUUUGCGUGUAUGCGGUUCGGAUUAUGUUCUUACAUUAUACGAUGCGAUGUCCAUAACCGAAAAACCAUCGUAAUGUCCUUAAUCGUUGAAUUGUAUUUUUUAUACAUUCGUCCGACGUAAAAGCUGAAUAAUAAAUGGCUACUUUGGAAAUUACGACUUACGGGAGGCCACCGAGUCGUGGAGACAUGGCGACAAUAAUAGAUGGACGAAACAAACGGCUCAAGAUUGGAAAAACAAUGAGGAGAACAUCACCAAUACCCGUUCUUCCUCCUAGAAUUCCUACACCUAUGCCAAAUCAACCAAAAGAUAGUUCCUCAAAACUGAAAAUUGCCAAAUACGAAAAGACAUAUCAAUCUUCUAUAGCGGCUCGUAUGUUACUAUUUACAACUGAUUCUGAAAAAGACAAUGAAAAACGCAUCGUAAAUUAUAAGUACCACAGAAAAUAG
Molecule: messenger RNA, 553 nt
Organism: Diuraphis noxia (Russian wheat aphid)
Lineage: Eukaryota; Metazoa; Arthropoda; Insecta; Hemiptera; Aphididae
Product: kinesin-like protein CG14535
Biological process (GO): microtubule-based movement
Molecular function (GO): microtubule motor activity; microtubule binding; ATP binding
Source: RefSeq, a predicted model, not a curated record